UAGUUGUGUUUUCAAAGGCUAUGGAGCAUGGAAAUUCUUUCAUUCAGCAACAUGCGAAAUCAAGUUCUGCUGGUUCAAUACUCCCCUUGCAACAAACAAACACCUAUGCAAGUACAGAAAUUCCACCACCAAGCAACUCAAGCGAUAGUGACUUGGUUUUCAAUUUGGAUGAAGAUAAAGGCAAGAUGCCAAUUACAAAUGUGACAAAAAUCACAAGAAAAAUUCUCCCAAACAAUGCAAAAAUUUCAGACAGUGCCAAGGAGAUGAUUCAACAAAGUGCCACAAAGUUCAUAACCUUUGUAACUAGAAAAGCCAAGGAGCGAUGCCAAAGCGAAUAUAGAAAGAUUAUGAAUGUGGAGGAUAUGUUAUGGGCCAUACAGAAGCUUGGCUUUGAUGACUAUGUUGGACCUCUCACUGUUUUCCUCCAACGCUAUCGUGACAUUGAAAGAGGUGACUCCUCCACUUAUCACCCUCCUUUACCACCACCAGUUCAUUCUUCUGGACCAAACUUUUCCAUGGAUCCAAACACAAAUACUGAAAUGUGUCACCCAAAAUGGUGAAUGAGUUCUUCCUAGGUGGAUUUGGUGUUGCUCAUUCAAAUGGUGCUUUCACUAGCUUUGAUUCCUCCACUCUAUUCAAAUAUGAUCAACAGUGAAAUGAUAAUGGUGCAAUUUAUAAUUAUGGCAAUGAACUAUG
Messenger RNA from Cajanus cajan (pigeon pea), 696 nucleotides. RefSeq names its product nuclear transcription factor Y subunit B-9. Gene Ontology annotation, cellular component: CCAAT-binding factor complex. The record is from RefSeq and is a predicted model, not a curated record. Lineage: Eukaryota; Viridiplantae; Streptophyta; Magnoliopsida; Fabales; Fabaceae. Gene Ontology annotation, biological process: regulation of transcription by RNA polymerase II. Gene Ontology annotation, molecular function: RNA polymerase II cis-regulatory region sequence-specific DNA binding; DNA-binding transcription activator activity, RNA polymerase II-specific; protein heterodimerization activity.